Molecule: messenger RNA, 3610 nt
Organism: Dermochelys coriacea (leatherback sea turtle)
Lineage: Eukaryota; Metazoa; Chordata; Testudines; Dermochelyidae
Gene: ETV4
Product: ETS variant transcription factor 4
Exons: 13
Coding region: 236-1666 (476 amino acids)
Biological process (GO): regulation of transcription by RNA polymerase II; cell differentiation
Cellular component (GO): nucleus
Molecular function (GO): sequence-specific DNA binding; DNA-binding transcription factor activity, RNA polymerase II-specific
Source: RefSeq, a predicted model, not a curated record
AAAGUCAAUGAAACAAAGAAGCAAGAAAGCUGAGCCUGGGAAGGAGGAAAUGCACCAAUGGGAGGCUCCUCCCGGUCACACAACUGUCUGAGCCGCCGGCAAAGCGAGCCCUUUCCCUGGGAGCGGGACUGGGGGAACAUCUGCACGCACAGCCCUCGGGGCUGAGCCGCUCCGGGAGCCCCGUCGCAGGUCGCUGCGCUGAGCUGGCUGCUCCAUGCCCACGAGGAGUUAACGUAUGGACGGGAGGAUGAAAGGGUACUUGGACCAGCAAGUGCCUUACACUUUCACACACAAACCGCCCGGAAAUGGGACCCUCAGCAGCCGAGCUCUGAUGGGCACCAGGAGACCCAUGGACCCAGGCUUAGCACCCCCUCAGGAUUCGGAAGACCUCUUCCAGGAUUUGAGCCAGUUUCAGGAGACUUGGCUGACAGAAGCUCAGGUUCCAGACAGCGAUGAGCAAUUUGUGCCUGACUUUCAUUCAGAAAACUUAGCUUUUCACAGCCCUCCUGCUAAAGUUAAGAAGGAGCCACAGAGUCCCUGUUCUGACCCAGCACUGUCCUGCAGCCAUAAGCAGCCAUUUCGGUACCGCAAUGGCGAGCAAUGCCUUUACGCCAGUGCCUAUGACCAAACCAGACAAGUUGGACUCAAGUCCCCAAACCCAGGAACCCCGAUACAGUCACCGCUUCAACAUUUCCCUAGGCAGGACAGGAGCUUCCUGAGCCCUCGGGGGCCGUCCCAACCCACAUCCAGCCGUGGAUACCUCAUGGAACACAGCUCCAUCUACCAGCCACCUACGGAGAUGUGCCGUUCCUUCCCCUCCUCUCAGGGCAUGGGCCGAGACGCUCCAGUUGCCUACCAGCGCCAGAUGUCCGAGCCCUGCCUACAUUACCAUCCGCAGGACUUUAAACAGGAGUACCACGACCCAAUGUAUGAGCAGGCAAGCCAGCUGGGGGGCAGCAGUGACCACUCGUACCCAGGAGGAGUGGUGAUCAAGCAGGAGCAGACAGACUAUGCCUAUGACUCAGAUGUUCCUGGCUGUACUUCCAUAUACAUGAACGCUGAGGGGUAUCAAAGCCAUUCAAAUACCGAAGGGACAUUAGGCUAUGGCUACAACAAACAGAUGAGGCCAUUUGCUGAUGAUGUCUGUGUCGUCCCGGAGAAGUUUGAAGCAGGAGACAUCAAGCAGGAAGUGGGCGGGUACCGGGAAGGACCCCCAUACCAACGUCGAGGCUCUCUUCAGCUCUGGCAGUUCCUGGUGGCUUUGCUGGAUGAUCCCACUAAUUCCCACUUCAUCGCCUGGACCGGCAGAGGGAUGGAGUUCAAACUCAUUGAGCCUGAGGAGGUGGCCCGGCUGUGGGGUAUCCAAAAGAACCGGCCAGCCAUGAACUACGACAAGCUGAGCCGGUCCCUUCGCUAUUAUUAUGAGAAGGGCAUCAUGCAGAAGGUUGCUGGAGAGCGCUAUGUGUACAAGUUUGUGUGUGAGCCUGAAGCCCUUUUCUCCCUGGCCUUCCCUGACAAUCAGCGACCAACCCUGAAAGCAGAGUUUGACCGGCAGAUCAGUGAGGAAGACACUGUUCCUCUCUCCCACCUGGACGAGAACACGGCUUACAUCCAGGACCUUGGGAGCCUCCCUUCCCAGCCUUACAGCAAGGGUUACCCCUACUAAUUCCACCAGGAGCCCGCUGCACAGCCAUUGUGUUUGUAUCUAUGGAGACGUUUAUUAGUAAUCGAUCUGCAUAGAAGCUUUCCUGGGCCAGCUUGGGCUCCACUAGACUCUUUGAAUAGCUGCCUUUGAAACAGGCAGAGGUGAUGCAAGCCCAUCCUUGGACAGCUAGCCAGCAUCUGAGGCUUUGAAAGACAUUGGCUGCACCUCAUUCACCCAGGAUAUGGCCCCAGACUUGGUGCAAUGGAACUGGCUCUCUCACCAGUACAGAAACCUCUCAGUGCUGCCAGAGCAGAACAGCAACAGCAUCCAGAGCCAGUGCUGCCUCCAGUCAGUUAAAUGUGUGAUUGUGUCACAUCCCUGCAUCGAUUCUGUCCCUGGCUUUGACCUCCCGCUGAGCAGGGUAGGGAGGAAAUGGGACCCUGUUGAACUCUCUCCUCUGAUUUAAUGAUUCUAUGAAAGCUGUUAAUUCCCUCACUUCCCCAGACACACAUACUCCUACAAAGCAUCCCCCAGAGACCCAGCCCACCUACAAGCACUGUUAUUACCCCCACUACUUCUUACGUGCUGGGGACAGGCCUGUCCCCAGCAGGGCAGUAGGGAGCUGAAGGCUUCAGCUCACACUUGUUCCAUACAAACUGCAUGGCAGGAAUGUGGAACAUUUCUUCCCUUGGAUGCAUUUGCUCCUGUCUUGGUGCCUUCUUGCUCAGGAUGCUUCAUCUCUGGGCUGUUUAGUGUUUGAAGCCUGUUGUCAUACUGGCAACGACAGGAAGGGGACCAGCUGCCACCAGCCAAUGCUGGCGUGGUUCUAGUCUGCUUGACAGGAAAUGUCACUGAGGGUGAGCCAUGGAGCCACUGGACUCCACUGGCCUGGAGCAUGGCUCUGAGCCAGAGGAACCUUGCAGAUAACUGGGAAUCUGAGGAUAGAGAGCAAAGCCUGAGAUGGGGUCCGAGGAAAGGGAUGCUGGUGCCCAUGGGCUCCAAUGCCCAAGCCAGUGGCUGGGCUGCUGAUUGCUCCUGACUGAGCAGGGGCUACCUACAGCAGCCAGACUCUUCAAAACUGAAGAGCUUCCACCAAAAACAUCCUCAGCAAUUUUGAGAGACCCAUUAGCGUUAGUCAGACCUGCUGUCCCUGGGCAAGUGGGUAAACCCUGGAGGUUAGAAAAUAAUCUCAGCCUCUGGAUGUGAGGCAUUUGCUUUGCAAAAAAGCCACACUCUCCUUGUUCAUUUGUAUCUGGCCUUCCCAGAAGGGCACAUGCGAGGGGUAAGGGAGGAGUUCAUGAGAAGCUGUCAGGAGUCCCAACUAGUUAAUACAGCACGGGCUGCAUAACAAGAGAUUGUUAUGCAAUCUCUCACAGCCUUCUCACUGAGAGGGCCCCUCCCCUGCCCCCACUGUGCUAAGCAGCCCCACCCAAACACAACCACAGCAGGAUCAAAGGAGCAGCAGUGUCUGUGUAGUGGAGCUCAGCUCUCCUUGCGCCCUGCUGCUCCUCUGGCUGACUUUCAGGCUCCUGAGGGCAGAAAGGUGUUGGCUCAGCCUCAUGCGGCAGUUUGGAGGGAAAGUUUUUUAUAUUGCUUAAGAGGCUGAUUUCCCAGGAACUUCCUCUCUGUGCAGCUAGCAGGGAUCCUCGCUUCGGCCCCAGGUGCAAUGUCUGGAGGGGAAGCUCUCUGUGACCCACAGCAUGGUGGGCAUGUUCCAUUUACAAAGUGCUCAGCCUGCUCACUGCCCCCUUGUGAGAACCUCCCUCCUCCUCUACUGGCCCCACCCCUCCUCUGGCCCUCUGCAGCCUGCAGUCCUCGCCCUGCUCACUUCUCCUGUGGGAAACACACUUUCUCCAUUGCCCCACGAGUGAAGGAGAGGGGGAGCUCUUCCCAUCGGCAUCACUUAUUUUUAUUAUUUAUGAGUGUAAAAAAAUACUAUAAUCAAUAAAUUGGUCUAUAUCUUUG